CUUUUGUGAGACGGACGGACAGGAAUGUUACAAUUUAUUUGUAAAAUACAUAAUUACCAGAAACCUUGGGAGAUUCUUUUUCCUUUGCCUUAUGCUCUAAAAUUACCCAUCUUUCAGUCUGAGGCACAAGUAAAUCAUAAGUAAUAAUAAUCGAUACAUCUAUACAAACAUUAUGAAGCUGAAGAGUUUGUUUGUUCAAACGCACUAAUCUCAAGAACUACUGGUUCGAAUUGAAAAAUUCUUUUUGUGUUGAAUAGACCAUUUAAAUUCCAUCUGAUGUAUCACUAGGUGUAAUUUGCUAAUAAAUACAUUAGUUAUGUCUUUACAGUUUAAGAUAACCGUGAUUCGUAAAUAUAAUGUAACUCACUUGUUUGUUGUUCACUUUCUUUAGUUCCCGCCUCACCGAGUACUCGUUCAAUAAAGUUCGUUCUCAGUUCCGUCAUUUCCAGAAUCUAUCGUUCAUUCUUGCGACCAUAUUUUAUGAAAAGUUUUCUCAGCGACCGGUGUUGUACUUGUUUUUCGUUGUUUUAUGAAUUGCAAUCAAUAACAUUGUAAUAUGGAGUCUGAAAGCUAUGAAGUAAAAGUACUGCAUUAUAUAAAUCCACAUUUGAUAUGGGUUUUAGUUAAAAAUGACAAUGAAGAAAAUAAAGUUCACUUCGAACAAAUAGGUAUUUAUGGUAUAUUGCCACAAAAUGUAACUUUGGAAAUAGAUUGCGUGGUGAAAACUGAGCAAAGCGAGGAGUGGAUGCCGGCUGCGGUUUUUGUUAUGAAAAGAAUAUUCAUCGAAUCGUCAAGACUUUGGUUUUCUCCUACCUACUUGGAUAAAAAAUCAUCCAUUUUCGAUGACAACACUCAUAAAUAUGGUGACUUAAUUAUAGAAUUAAAAAGCGGGAAAAUUGUCAGCCUAUGUGACGAACUUAUAGAAUCUCAGUUUGCUAUCGGUGAUCAUGGCCUCUUCCACGAAGCAAUACGUGACAACAUAUUAAAUGUUAAAGUUAACGAUGUAACUGAUAUUAUUAAGAACAUUAAAAAAUCCUGUUUAUUGCUAAAUGUUCCUAAGAACGUAUGGUUGAAUGCGUUGAAUAACCAAACCGUAGUACUGCAGGAAGCCCAGCAGUUGGAAGCAAUGAUAAAUUCUAAUAAUUUUGAUGGGCACAACGGUGACAAUGUUAGUAUGUUGUUGACAAACAAGAUGAAUGAUUUGAAGUUAUGUAAGGAUGUUGACGAGGAGUCCGCUGGACGAGCCAGUUCUCGUCAGAGUCCCAGGCCCAGUCUUUUAAGCGGAGCCCUGAAAAAGAAGCUGGAAUUACUUCAAGCUCAAAGUCAGGAUACUACGGACUCUGGGCCUCAGAAAAGUGCAGUUGUUUUGUCCCAGGAAUGUAAAAAAGAGAAAGCUCUUAUUGAUGAUGGCUAUAAAGCUGAAAAAGGUAAAAAACAAAGAAAGCCAAGCACCUCACACAAAAGAGAAGUCACUUAUGUAGCCUUUGGACCUGCUGGACUCAAGCCUCAAGAAUUCGCCGUGCACAAGCAACAACUUCUAGAAGACGAGGAACCGGUUAAGAAGGUUCCAGAACACAAGAAGGAACCCCAAAUAGAAGUAAAACGAGAUGUAUACUCUAAAACCGACUCUGAGGUAAACAUAAAAAUAACUAAUCUAGAUAUACUACAAAAAAUAAAAGCUAAAAAUGAUUUGUUUGAUAAAAAUACUAAGAAAAAUAAUACUGCGACUAAAGCUGAAACUCUCAGUGCUAUGACAAAUAAACUAAGGUACCUAGAAGAUAAAAUAUCCAAAAUUAAUGACAGUAUGUCUUCUACAUCGGAUAAAUCUAGUUCUGUAAUUGAUGUAGACUCGGACAACGAAAGUGUGACAGCAUUAGAAAUUAAACUAGGCUUGAACAAAACUAAAGUUAAGAAACCAGUUGAGUCUGAACCGCUAAACUUUGUGGAAGACAUAAAACCUCAUGUGAACCCAUUUAAAAAUCUAGACGGUAGUGUAUCUAUUUUCGUUGACAAGUUAGUUAGUCCCGUCCUCAUGGUACAUACGAAAAAGAAUAAUCGAAUUCAAACGGUAAACAAUAUGAGAGACAUUCCCUUCGGUAAGGAUAUUCAUGUGGCUCUAAGAAAUAUGUCCGUAAAUGAACCAAUGAGACCUCAAACGGUCUCUUGGUCUACAGUACUUAGAGGCCACAGUUUGUUCUUAAUAGGCCCAUUCAAUAGUGGAAAAUCCAUGGGAUAUUUGCCGGCAGUUAGUCGCUUAGUUAAUGAUUAUAAAAACUCGACUCAACCUAUUUUAGGACUUAGUACUAUAAUACUAUGUGCGACUUCCCAUUCCGUGGCGUCGGUCGAAAGUGCGUGUAAAAUGUUCCUACAUGGUGCUAAGAUCUUCGCUUGUUAUGCAGGUAUAGAUGAUUUAAAAAUAACUACAGCGUUAUUGAAUGGGUGUGAUCUUUUGAUCUGUACUCCGACGUUGCUUGUUCGUCUCAUUCGAGAGGAUUUCAGUCUUGAUCUUCGCAGCUUAUCAACUUUCGUUAUUGAUGACUGUGAACAUAUGUCGCAAGUGUAUCCGAACGAGCUCAAGUUUUGCCUUUUAAAAGUUAGAGACGUGGUUAAAGCUCGCGCUAAUAAAGAAUGGAAGGUUCAGUAUAUAGUAGUGUCUCGGAUUUGGUGUGAUUUCAUGUUAUCCCUCGCUAGAAAAGCACCUGAUUCCGUUAUAUGUAUCAGUGCAUUUGAAGAGUGUGUCUUAUAUUCGAAAGUAGCCACUUCUGUAGAGUUCCUUGUUAGAGAAAAGAAAUUAGACUCGGUUAUCCAAUUUCUGAAAGACACAGACCGAUCUAAGAAAACUGUCAUCGUUUGUCGAUCAGAUGAUGAAGUUGAUAUUCUAGAAAAAACUUUAACCAAAUUAAAGUAUGUCACAUUUGCUUGCAAUAGUUCUAUGACUAUUCAUAAUUUGUACAAAUUGGGUAAAUCUUUGAACGAAUACGUUGAGCCUGUAUCGGGACCGAUAUUAAUUUGUUGUGACGGUAAUUUAGCCCACUUAAACGUGACUGAUGCCUUUUAUUUAGUCCACUAUUCCUUACCUGCCCUGUUUUCAACGUUCUGCAAAAGAUUUUCAGUUUUGAACGACAAUUAUCCAUCCAUUUUCGUAGAUGAGGAAAGUCCCUUAAAAAUUAAGAUUCUACUUGAUGAUACAAAUAUUGAACAAUUGCCGAAAAUACUUCAUUUCAUAAAACGAUGCUCGAAUGAUAUUCCACCUCUGUUAGACGAGAUUAGUACGAGCGUUCUAUCAGAAAAAGACCUUAAGAAAGCUCAGAAUCUAGUUUCAAUAUGUAGAAAUCUUUUAUCUCUCGGAAAAUGUCCAGAUUUCUGGAAUUGUAGUGAUAGGCACGCGGUAUUCAAAGAUUUCGAUGAACCAAAGGCUUGGGUACCGAGAGAUGGAACUAUAACAUUCCAGAUACUGCACUAUCAUUCCGCUGUUUACUACUCAGCUCGAAUUACCUCUUGUAUCACUAAAAGUACCACUACAAAGUACCCUCAGACAUACAGUUUACUAUCUAUUAAAAUGGGAAUGUAUUAUAGCAAAGAAAGUAAUCGAAGGCUCCAUGGGACACCAGUAGUAGGAGAUAUAUGCGCGGUUACUUUAAAACAGAAUCUUUUCAUGAGAUGUCAAGUCACGAGGAUAUUACAAACUACUGCCCACGGGCAGCCAAAUCUUGUCCGAAUUAAAUUGAUCGAUGAAGAGAGAUAUGAAACGACAAAAGAUGUCCAGUUGUACCAUUUACCUGAUGAUCUUAAGAAUAUUGAAACACACGUAGUUACAGUUAUAAUGGCUAACCUCAUGCCGCAGGAUAAAGACGUAACAUUCUCAAAACUAGCUAGAAAUAAGUUGAAAAGAAUCACAGAUGAAAACGAAGACGUUUACUUGAGAGGUCAAAUUAAUUUGGUCAUAGGUAAUCAUGUGUUCGUUAAUACUGUAGAAGUCUGUCAAGAUCUGUCAUCGCUUGACGAAAUUGUAGUUAAAAAUGAUUUCCGCAAAGAACUGUUAGAUGGGCACGCAUUAGAUAACCCUAAUCACAUUGUAACUUUAAAGAAAUUGUGUUAUAAUACGCCAUGUGAAGACAAGGAACAAGAACUAGCAGUUGAAGUCCCAAAACCGAUUAAAACAUUACCUAAAGGCAGAUGGGCUCAUCUAGAGAGCGAUACAUUUUCCUCAGUUUUCUUCAUGUCCGCCGAAAAUCCUUGUAAAUUCUUCGUCAGACCGAUCAAAUUCGAAAAAUGUUUGACUACAUUGAUUAAAGAUAUACAGAAAUAUGUAGCUGAUGACCCUGAACCUCUAGAAGGUGUCAAUGUAGGUGAUAUCGUCUUGGCUGAGUUCCCCGACGACGCUACGUAUGAAAGAGCAAGGAUAGAUAAAAUUAUUGAUGAAAAUAAAGUCAGUUGCUUCUUUGUAGACCAAGCGGACUGGAGAGUAACUCCAAUUAAUAAAUUAAAACCCAUAACUGAACAAUUCAUUAAUUUACUUCCAUUUCAAGCGAUUGAAUGCAAGCUAAUAGGAAUACAGCCGGUUGGCGACGCUUGGUCUGAUUUCAGCACAAAUUUCUUCGCCGAUAAUUGCUAUGAUUCAGUUGACAAACUCAAACAUUUAUACACAAAAUACUUUACAAAAGAAAAAGCUGAAUUUACGGAUGGGCACAAAUAUGGAGUAGUUUUAGUGGACACAUAUUCUGAAAAUGAAGAUGUUAUUAUCAAUCAAGUGUUGAUUGAUAAGAAUCUAGCUGAGGAAACUGACGAAAUACAUUAUUUAAAUGAUAUACAGUUCAAAAGAGAAUCAUCGAAAGAUACAGAUACAGAAUCGGAUGUUGAAUCUGAUUUAGCAAAACCUCUUUUUGACGAUAAGGACAAUUUUCAAUUGGUAAAGAAGUUACCUAAUCAUAUUCUUAGGUCAGUUCCUUUAGUCGAUUCUGAUGACAGUCUUGACAGUUUCGAUUUUGUAACUGACAGUUUCGGAAAUCUGGGUUCCGUACCUAUUUCUGAAGUGGUGGCUUUAAAAGAGAUCCCUGAAAAUGUAAAUAAAAUUGAUACAAGUACAGUCACUCCAAUUGAAAAAGUUAUAAAACCAAAUGAUGAAUCUAAAAAUAGCUUAGUUACUGAAAAUUUAGUAGCACAGCAUUAUGGACAAUUUAGUAAACCGAAAUUACUAUGGCGACAAAAUUCAAAUACAGUAACAGUUAAAAUAAAACUAAUAGUUGACGAAUAUGAUAUCAAAAUCCAAGAAAGACACAUCACAUUUUCAGCUGAAGCUAACGACACGAAAUACGCGUUCGAUUUCGAAUUAUACGGCGUAAUUGACCCUAAAAGGUCAAACCAUUCGAAUAAAGGUCAAUACAUCCAGGUCAAGCUGUGGAAAGUGAUGGCCAGAAAUUGGUUGACCUUGACUAGAGAGAACGGUGUUAACAAAUGGAUUGUUUAUGAUGUGGAAAGUAUAGAUGUGUCAUCUGGUGAUGAAUCUGAUGAUGAUGAUCAGAAUAAGGUUAGGCAUAUAAAUACAUUUCUUGAUAGCGAUAGUGACGAUAAUUUACAAGAUGAUAUUAGUUUCUCGUAUAAGCGGGAGUAGUUUCUUGUGCCAUGUUUUAAACCAACAAUUUUAUAUUUAUCAUUAAAAUUAAAAUUCAU
Trichoplusia ni (cabbage looper) is the source of this 5670-nucleotide messenger RNA. RefSeq names its product putative ATP-dependent RNA helicase TDRD12 (gene TDRD12). Gene Ontology annotation, biological process: germ-line stem cell division; transposable element silencing. The transcript is spliced from 3 exons. Gene Ontology annotation, molecular function: nucleic acid binding; ATP binding. The record is from RefSeq and is a predicted model, not a curated record. Bases 557 to 5611 code for a protein of 1684 amino acids. Lineage: Eukaryota; Metazoa; Arthropoda; Insecta; Lepidoptera; Noctuidae.